AUGGCGGCCAUUAGGCUCAACCGGCCUCUGGCUGCGGCUGGCAAGGAUGACAGAAUGUCACUUGAGACUUCGCUACGUGCCACUGCACUAUUGCAGAAGGUCGUACCGAUACUGGAGACUGCGCAGGUGCUGCACCACAAGCGGCCAGUGGCAUCGGUUGGGCGUCUGAGUUGCGAUGUCGGCGCUGAAAAAUUGAGUAAUGAUAAAAGCGGUGCACCAGCUCAGGGCAAAGCUAAAGCGAUUGAAAGGCUCCAUAACAUCCGUGAACAGGAGUGGCGCGUGCUCCGACCCGGCAUGGAGCGUGAAACUAGGCACCUGCGUUGGCGCAAGUGA
Molecule: messenger RNA, 333 nt
Organism: Babesia ovata
Lineage: Eukaryota; Apicomplexa; Aconoidasida; Piroplasmida; Babesiidae
Product: NADH-cytochrome b5 reductase, putative
Exons: 1
Coding region: 1-333 (110 amino acids)
Source: RefSeq, a predicted model, not a curated record